Dendrobium catenatum is the source of this 722-nucleotide messenger RNA. Its product is annotated as 40S ribosomal protein S15a. Gene Ontology annotation, molecular function: structural constituent of ribosome. The coding region runs from base 143 to 535 and encodes 130 amino acids. The record is from RefSeq and is a predicted model, not a curated record. The transcript has 4 exons. Gene Ontology annotation, cellular component: cytosolic small ribosomal subunit; ribosome. NCBI's taxonomy places the organism in Eukaryota, Viridiplantae, Streptophyta, Magnoliopsida, Asparagales, Orchidaceae. Gene Ontology annotation, biological process: translation.
UCAAGAAGUUGAUGCCAUCUUCCAUUUUUGCAAUUGAUGUUGUAAGAAGUUGGCGUAAUCUUCCAUGCUUACAAUUGAUGUUGGAUCAAUUUAAAUGAAGAUACAAUUGGUGAACAUAACUACUCUAUAAGUCUCCGCGAAGAUGGUGAGAGUCAGUGUUUUGAAUGAUGCUCUCAAGAGCAUGUACAAUGCUGAGAAGCGUGGGAAAAGGCAAGUCAAAAUCAGACCAUCUUCCAAAGUGAUCAUCAAGUUCCUUCUGGUCAUGCAGAAGCAUGGCUAUAUCGGCGAGUUCGAGUAUGUCGACGAUCAUAGAUCAGGUAAGAUUGUGGUGGAAUUGAAUGGGCGUUUGAACAAAUGUGGUGUCAUUAGCCCAAGGUUUGAUGUUGGUGUGAAGGAUAUUGAGCCAUGGACUGCAAGAUUGCUUCCUUCACGUCAGUUUGGGUAUAUUGUGCUGACAACAUCAGCAGGCAUCAUGGAUCAUGAGGAAGCUAGGAGGAAGAAUGUAGGAGGCAAAGUUCUUGGAUUCUUUUACUAGUCAAAAGUUUUGGAAUUGGUGUUUUCUGUCUUGUUAUCUUGCAAUGAUUGUCGGAGACAUUCUUAAGAGCAUUUACCUAUGUUUGCCUGGAUUUGUUUUGUAGUUUUUAAAAGCUAUCUUGGACCUUUUAUCUUUACUGUUUGCUAUUUUUUUUCCUAAGAAUAUUCUCAAAUAUUAUUGUUUUUUA